Melanotaenia boesemani (Boeseman's rainbowfish) is the source of this 4101-nucleotide messenger RNA. RefSeq names its product meprin A subunit alpha-like. Gene Ontology annotation, cellular component: membrane. The record is from RefSeq and is a predicted model, not a curated record. Gene Ontology annotation, molecular function: protein binding; zinc ion binding; metalloendopeptidase activity. The transcript is spliced from 29 exons. Lineage: Eukaryota; Metazoa; Chordata; Actinopteri; Atheriniformes; Melanotaeniidae. Gene Ontology annotation, biological process: proteolysis. Bases 55 to 4101 code for a protein of 1348 amino acids.
GUGUGCACAUGUAAACUAAACAGCAGCAUUUACUUAGUGACACGCUGUUUGGAAAUGGAGAGAUUUUUCUUCUUGUUUGGACUAGUGCUUCUGGCCACAUCCUACACUAUACCAGUGUCUCUCAAUGUGCAUGAGGUGUAUGAGUAUGGUGAGGAUGAGAACCCUAUCCUCAACUUGGAUUCAGAUGCCAAACUCUUUGAGGGGGACAUUUUGAUUCCUGAGGGGAGGAAUGCCAUGACUGACAAACGAUACAGAUGGAAAUUUCCAAUCCCUUACAUCCUUGGUGAUGAUUUGGACCUAAAUGCCAAAGGCUGCGUCCACCAGGCUUUCGAAAUGUAUCGACUCAAGUCUUGUGUUGACUUCAAGCCUUAUGAGGGAGAGAAGACCUAUAUCAAGUUUGAAAAGAGAGGGGGGUGCUUCUCCAGUGUUGGUGACCAGCAGACUGGUCAGAUCCUGUCUUUGGGACCAGGCUGUGACCACAAAGCUGUAAUUGAGCAUGAACUACUUCAUGCUCUGGGGUUUUACCAUGAGCAGUCCCGCACAGACAGGGAUGACUAUGUGGACAUUUGGCUGGACCAGGUUACACCAGGACUUGAACACAACUUCAACAAAUAUAAUGAUGACUACAUCACGGAUCAAAACACAGCGUAUGACUAUGAGUCCGUCAUGCAUUACAGGCCUUUUUCCUUCAAUAAAAAUGAAUCCAUCCCAACUAUUACCACCAAAAUCCCAGAGUUCUACAACAUAAUUGGCCAGUACCUCGAUUUCAGCAAGAUGGACACCCUUAGGCUCAACCGGAUGUAUAAUUGUUCUGGCCCUCUAACUCUGUUGGAUCAGUGUUCUUUUGAGUAUGCAAGCAUCUGUGGGAUGAUCCAAGGGUAUUCGGAUGAUGCCGACUGGGUCCAUUUAAAAAGCAGUGUGGGUGCAGAGGAUCACACACUCCUGGGAAAGUGCAGAGACGCAGGGUACUAUAUGUACUUCGACACUAAGACUGGAAAGCCUCAGGAAUCUGCUUUGCUGGAAUCCAGAACACUUUACCCCAAGAGGAAGCUUCAGUGUUUGCAGUUCUUCUAUAAAAUGACUGGAAGCACCAAGGACAGGCUAGUGAUAUGGGUCAAAAUGGACGAUGGCACUGGCACUGUCCGCAGGAUGAAGAAAAUACACACAUUUUAUGCUGAUUCUGACCACACAUGGAAAAUUGCCCAUGUCCCAAUGGAAGUAGGGGUUAAAUUCCGCUAUGCUUUCCAAGCCAUGCGUGGUGACCCCUCUGCCUCAGCUGGUGGCAUUUACAUAGAUGACAUCAGCCUGACCGAAACGAGAUGCCCCAAUUCUGUGUGGACAGUCCAUAAUUUCUCCAAGAUCAUGGAAACGGCCAACGUCAAUACAGUUAUUGACAGCCCUCGUUUCUACAGUCCUGAAGGCUACGCUUACGGUGUUCGCGUCAAGCCUUUGUCAGGUUACGUGGACUACACAGGAAACUACACAGGGCUGUACUUCCACCUAGCCAGUGGGGAUAAUGACAUAGUGAUGCAGUGGCCAGCUGUAAACAGACAGGCCACCCUAGUGGUGAUGGACCAAGACCCAGACAUUUUGUUGAGGAUGUCUACUGCUCGCAGUCUCACAACUGACAUGAGUACAACUUCAGAAGGCAAGUUGCUCUGGGACAAUCCAUCCAAGGUGGGAAAGUAUGACCCCUCUUGUGAUUGCUACAGAGGUGAAUCAUGGGGUUGGAGGAACUUUGUCAAACACUUUGACCUCAGACGGCGCAAUUACCUGAAGAAUGAUGACCUCAUCAUCUUCAUUGAUUUUGAGGAUAUAACAUCACUCAUCAAAACAGAAGUUCCCAUUAUGCCAAAUGGUCAGCAACAAUACUCGGGAACCAUAGAAAUGUGUCUGAAGAACAUGGGUUCUGGAGGCGCUUUGCGGAAAACUGCCGUGCUGAUUGGAGUCUUUGUGGUUUUGAAGGUGCAAGCUGCUCCAACACCUCACGAUGAUGCUGAUGCAGGCGAAUUGAGAGAUGACAUACUUGAGAUCAACAGAGGAUUAAAUCACCUGUUUGAGGGCGACAUCGCUGGAAAUCCAAACAGAAAUGCAAUCCUUGAUGAAACAAGAAGAUGGAAGUUUCCCAUACCCUACAUUUUAACUGAUUCUUUAGAGCUGAAUGCUAAGGGUGUGAUCCUCCAGGCCUUUGAGGAGUACCGCUUGAGAUCCUGUGUGGACUUCAAGCCCUAUGAAGGAGAGACCAGCUACAUUUCUUUCACUAAGCUCUCUGGAUGCUGGUCAUAUGUUGGCGAUGAUAAAAUAGGCCAGAAUGUGUCCAUUGGAGCCAGGUGUGACACCAAGGCUAUUGUGGAGCAUGAGCUCCUCCACGCUUUGGGCUUCUACCAUGAGCAGUCUCGUUCAGACAGAGAUGACUAUGUUCAAAUCUGGUGGGACCAAAUUGAAGAAGGGAAGGAGCAUAAUUUCAACAAAUAUGAGGAUGACUUCAUCACUGACCUGAACACACCAUAUGAUUAUGAGUCCAUCAUGCACUACAGACCGUUCUCCUUUAACAAGAAUGAAAGCAUCCCCACAAUCACCACCACUAUACCGUUCUUCAAUGAUGUUAUAGGCCAGCGGCUGGACUUCAGUGCAAUAGACAUCACCAGGCUCAACCGCAUGUAUGACUGUGCAAACACACACAUUCUCCUGGAUCAGUGCUCCUUUGAGCUGGUAAACAUCUGUGGAAUGAUUCAGAAUGAGGGGGACAAUGCAGACUGGAUCCAGACGCUCAGCAGUCCAGUGGAUGUAGAUCACACACUGGCAGGGCGAUGCAGAGAUGCUGGUUACUUCAUGAAGUUUGACACAUCUGCCGGCACAGUUGGCAGCAGCGCCUUGCUGGAGUCACGUAUCCUCUACCCGAAAAGAGAUGAACAGUGCCUGGAGUUCUUUUAUAAGAUGACUGGAGCAGCUGGUGACAAGCUGGUGAUAUGGAUUAAGACUGAUGAUGGGACGGGGAAUCUACAGAGUGUCAAAAAGAUCCACACCAUUACUGGUGAUGGGGAUGAUGCCUGGAAAAUAGCCCAUGUGUCGCUUAAGAUGACAGAAAAGUUCCGCUACAUCUUCCAAGGAAUCAGAGGAUCAUCCAGCUCCUCUGGCGCCAUCUUAAUUGAUGACGUCACUGUUACUGAGACCGUUUGCCCCAAUGCUGUAUGGCAUAUCCACAACUUCACUGGUGUACUCGCCACCACUCCCACUGGCACUUCGCUUAAAAGCAGAUGCUUCUAUAACUCUGAGGGUUACUCCUUUGGCAUCAGUGUUUACCCAAACAGAAGAGAAAGUGCUGACCCUGACUAUGUUGGCAUUAUGUUUCACCUCUGCAGUGGGGAAAAUGAUGCUGUGUUGCAGUGGCCAGUUGAAAACAGGCAGGUAACCGUUGUUGCCAUGGACCAGGAUCCAGAUGUUACAAUAAGGAUGUCUUCUACAAGAAGCUUCACCACAGACAAUAAUCCCCAGUGGAACAAACCAACAGCCACAUCAGGAGCAGUGUGGGAUGAAAGCUGCCGCUGUUACCGCAGUGAAGACUAUGGCUGGAGCACGUUCAUAUCUCACAACCAUCUGAAGAGAAGAAGCUUCCUGAAGAAUGAUGACCUCAUCCUUACUGCUGAUUUCAAUGAUUUGACCCAUCUGAUCAAGACCGAGGUGCCUGUUAAACAGACAGUUCAUAGCAGCGACAUCACAGAUGAAAAUGUGGAAAUGAGACAAGAGUCUCAGAAGCACAGAGAACCACGUUCUGCCAACCCCUGCCUCCAUAACCCGUGUCUUAACGGAGGUGUAUGUGUGGAGACCAUGGCCAGCUCCCACACCAUAGUAAAGUUGGCGGAUGACACUGUGGUGGUUUGCUGCAUCAACAACAAUGAUGAGCGGGUGUAUAGAGAGGAGGUAGAGAAACUGGCACAGUGUGCAACAAGCCAGGCCACCUACUACGCAGGUCAGUGGUGUGAAAAAGUGAAGAUAGACCGAGGCAUCCUGGGAGCUCUGAUUGGUGGAGCAACAGGAACUGUAGUCCUGACACUGGCUAUUUUCACUGUCAUCAGGAGAGCGCAAGCAAACACAUUUUAA